Spinacia oleracea (spinach) is the source of this 2045-nucleotide messenger RNA. RefSeq names its product acyl-coenzyme A oxidase 4, peroxisomal. Gene Ontology annotation, biological process: fatty acid beta-oxidation. The coding region runs from base 136 to 1443 and encodes 435 amino acids. The transcript has 14 exons. The record is from RefSeq and is a predicted model, not a curated record. NCBI's taxonomy places the organism in Eukaryota, Viridiplantae, Streptophyta, Magnoliopsida, Caryophyllales, Amaranthaceae. Gene Ontology annotation, molecular function: flavin adenine dinucleotide binding; acyl-CoA dehydrogenase activity. Gene Ontology annotation, cellular component: peroxisome.
AAUUUAGAUAAACAUCAAUUAAUUGAGAUCAUCUUCAAUUUCCCAUUUUCUUCCUCCUUGAAUUCCGUGCCAUUACAAUCCCUCUCUCAUAAUCGUCUUCUUCAGCUUCAAAUUGCUUUUCCUGAAUCUGCAAAAAUGACAAUUCAAACAUCUCCUAAAGAUGAUUCACUCAAGGAUGCAAGGAGCUCAUAUUUCGAUCUGCCACCACUUGAUGUAUCAGUAGCAUUUCCCCAGGCUCAACCUGCAUCUGUAUUUCCUCCAUGUGCAUCUGACUAUUAUCAAUUUGAUGAUCUGCUCAAUGCUGAGGAAAGGGCUAUUCGUGCAAAAGUUAGAGAGUGCAUGGAAAAAGAAGUAGCUCCCAUCAUGGCAGAGUACUGGGAAAAAGCUGAGUUUCCAUUUCAGAUUAUACCGAAACUGGGGGCCUUGCAUAUUUCUGGUGGGACUAUUAAGGGUUAUGGUUGCCCUGGUCUUUCCGUUACCGGAAGUGCUAUUGCCACGGCUGAGGUUGCUAGAGUUGAUGCUAGUUGUUCGACAUUCAUAUUGGUGCAUUCUUCUUUGGCAAUGCUUACAAUUGCGUUGUGUGGCUCAGAAGAUCAAAAGCAGAAGUAUUUGCCUUCUUUGGCACAAUUUAAAACUGUAGCAUGUUGGGCAUUGACUGAGCCUGACAAUGGAAGUGAUGCAAGUGGUCUGCAAACAACUGCUACAAAGGUUGCUGGAGGCUGGAUAUUGGAAGGUCAAAAGCGCUGGAUAGGGAAUAGCACAUUUGCUGACGUGCUCAUCAUAUUUGCUAGGAAUACUGCAACGAAUCAGAUAAAUGGAUACAUUGUUAAAAAAGAUGCACCUGGGCUUACUGCUACAAAAAUUGCGAACAAGAUAGGCUUGCGGAUUGUUCAGAAUGGAGAUAUUAUCCUAAAGAGGGUGUUUGUCCCUGAUGAGGAUAGGCUACCUGGUGUCAAUUCUUUCCAAGACACAAAUAAGGUACUUGCAGUUUCACGGGUCAUGGUCGCUUGGCAACCUAUUGGCAUUUCCAUGGGUGUUUACGACAUGUGUCUCAGGUAUUUAAAAGAGAGGAAACAAUUUGGUGCACCAUUGGCCGCAUUCCAAAUAAACCAGCAAAAGCUUGUGCAGAUGUUGGGCAAUGUUCAGGCAAUGUUUCUUGUUGGUUGGCGUCUUUGUAAAUUAUAUGAGAGUGGAAAAAUGACCCCUGGUCAUGCAAGCAUGGGAAAGUCAUGGAUAACCAUCAAAGCAAGAGAGACAGUUGCUCUUGGUCGAGAACUACUUGGAGGCAAUGGGAUCCUUGCCGAAUUCCUUGUUGCAAAGGCAUUCUGUGAUCUUGAGCCCAUAUACACGUAUGAAGGAACAUAUGACAUCAACACAUUGGUGACAGCAAGGGAAGUCACUGGUAUUGCCAGUUUCAAACCUGCUGCAAGGAGCCGCCUAUAGACUUGAUUACUAUAACAAGAGAAGAGGCAAAAGAGCACAGCAAGUCUGCAAGAAUACCUGAUAGCAUCGCCAGUAAAAUACUGUUUAAGAGUAAAAGGCACGACUGUUAUCGCCCGUAAAAAUAAUGUGUAAUGGAGAGCCCUGGUAGCUAUUUUAGAAGGGAUACUUGUAUAUUAUAACAUCAGGCUAGACUAUAAGCCUUAUUGAAAGACGGACAACGUUCAAACUAAAAACAAAGCACACAACUGGAAACGGGAAAUGCUACUUAUAAGUAUAGCUAAAGUUCAACAGUACGAAAAGCAACAAAAGUGGGCCCUCGAAUGGUCACUGCAUUCCAGAAAAAGGCCUUCAUUCAUGGCUGCAGCAAAAGGUAGGAGGAAUGAAAUGCAUUUCAUAUCCUCUGCAAUGUUCUAACGUUGCCGGGGAGUUCCUUUACAUGCUUUAAACAAAAUUCAACUGAAAAAUUUACAAGCUGUAAAAUUAUGUUUUUUGGGGGGAUUUAUUGUUCUGUAUAGGUAAAGAUUAAAAAAUACUUCAUAUUUUCUUCACUCGCCAAGAACAACGUGCAUAAUGACAUAAUAAUGACUUGGUACAUAGUGAUA